AUGUCAUCAGUCGUUGACGUGAAUCGUUGCAUUGAAAAACUCGAAGCAGGUCGUCUUCUCACCGAAUUUGAAAUUAAAUUUGUCUGUGAAAAAGUGAAAGAAAUUCUCAUCGAUGAAGCCAACGUUCAACGUGUCAAAUCUCCAGUAACCAUUGUUGGUAAUAUUCAUGGUCAAUUUCCUGAUCUCAAAGAAUUGUUUAGAGUGGCUGGUAAAAUUCCCGAUACGAAUUAUUUGUUUUUGGGAGAUUAUGUGAAUCGAGGAAAUCAAGCAAUUACAUUGUUGAGAGGAAAUCACGAAUCAAGACCCAUCACUCAAAUAUAUGGCUUCUACGAAGAAUGUACCAUGAAAUAUGGAAAUGUCAAUGUUUGGAAAUAUUUCACAGACAUGAUGGAUUAUUUAACUGUGUGUGCUUUGGUCGAUGAUUCACUCUUUUGUGUUCAUGGAGGUUUAUCACCUUCCAUCGCUACUCUCGAUCAAAUUCGUGUCUUGGAAAGAUUCAAGGAUAUUCCAGAAGAGGGACCAAUUACUGACCUCUUGUGGUCAGAUCCCAUGAAUGAUGACGAAGAUUUUGGAAUUUCAUCGAGUUCACUCGAUUUUGGAAUUAACACCAGAGGAGCAGGAUUCAACUUUUCACAGAAAAUUACCAAUGAAUUUAUGAGUUAUAACAAGAUUGAUCAUAUUGUUCGUUCGCAUCAAUUAUGUAUGGAUGGAUAUCAAGUGAUUUGGGAUGACAAACUCUCUACUAUUUGGUCAGCUCCAAAUUAUUGCAAUCGUUGUGGAAAUAUUGCUGCAGUGAUGGAAGUGGAUCGAGAUUUGAAACGAUUUUACAAUACGUAUCAGGCGCUCCUCGAAAGACCAUGA
Messenger RNA from Naegleria lovaniensis, 861 nucleotides. RefSeq lists its product as uncharacterized. The record is from RefSeq and is a predicted model, not a curated record. Lineage: Eukaryota; Heterolobosea; Eutetramitea; Acrasida; Naegleriidae. The transcript has 3 exons. Gene Ontology annotation, biological process: peptidyl-serine dephosphorylation. Gene Ontology annotation, cellular component: FAR/SIP/STRIPAK complex. Gene Ontology annotation, molecular function: protein serine/threonine phosphatase activity. The coding region runs from base 1 to 861 and encodes 286 amino acids.